This is a messenger RNA of Mesoplodon densirostris (Blainville's beaked whale), 2230 nucleotides long. RefSeq names its product RAD51 associated protein 1 (gene RAD51AP1). Gene Ontology annotation, biological process: interstrand cross-link repair; double-strand break repair via homologous recombination. The transcript is spliced from 9 exons. Lineage: Eukaryota; Metazoa; Chordata; Mammalia; Artiodactyla; Ziphiidae. The coding region runs from base 134 to 1036 and encodes 300 amino acids. Gene Ontology annotation, molecular function: double-stranded DNA binding; single-stranded DNA binding. The record is from RefSeq and is a predicted model, not a curated record.
AUGGCGGGAGAGGAUUGGAGGACUGGCGGCAGGACGGGGAGCUUCAAGUCUGGUUUUGCGCGGGAAUUGGAACGGCCGCCGCCGCUGCCGACAGGAGCCUGCGAGCUGCAGGUUUCCAGCCUUGGAGGGGACCAUGGUGCGGCCUGCGAGGCACAAGAAGCCAGUCAAUUACUCCCAGUUUGAGGACUCUGAUAGUGAUGAUGAUUUUGUUCCUGCAACUGCACCGUUAAAUAAAAAAUCCAGAACUACACAAAGGGAGUUAAAACUAGAAAAACCAGAACCUAAACUGAAGAAUCUCCAGGAAAAAGACAUCCCACUACAAGAGAAAACCCCUAAAAAAAGAAUGCCUUUAGAUGAUAAGCUCUACCAGAGAGACCUAGAAGUCGCACUGGCUUUAUCAGUGAAGGAACUUCCAGCCGUCACCAUUGAUGUGGAGGAGUCUCAAGAUAAAACCAUUGACAAACAUGGCAAUAGUGAAACAGAAGCAGUGAGUAAACCUCCUCAUAUCUCCAACUGCAGUGUAGCCAGUGAUUACUUAGAUCUGGAUAAGAUCACGGAGGAGGAUGAUUCCCAGGGUUCUCAGCGGAGAAGAAAAGCAGCUUCCCAAGCCGUGGUCCAGCAGAGGAAGAUUCUUUUGGAAAACAGUGACGGCGACGGUGCCGAUGACUCCGAACCAGACUUUGCAACUGGUGAGGAUUCUGAGGACGAUUCUGAUUUUAGUGAGAGUGAAGAUGACGAAAGUUUCACUGUGAGAAAAAGUAAAGUUAAAGAAAUUAAAAAGAAAGAAGUGAAAGGGAAAUCUCCAGUUGAAAAGAAAGAGAAGAAAGCCAAAUCCAAACGGGAUGAUGUGGUGACUUCAGUAGAUUCUGCUCCUGCUGCUGUCAAGUUAGAAUCUUGGCCCUCACCGAAAAAGGUUUCUCCUUCUUCAGAGGCAACAAGGAAGCCGUUACAAAUACGAAGUCCUCCAGCUGAAAGCAAGAGACCUAAGUGGGUCCCACCAGGUUGCCACCUAGCCUCCUGUCUUAUACGAAUGUGAGAAGACCAGCAAGAUUCCAAUGGGAAAAUGAGCCAAGGACAUAACAUACCACUGCCCCCAAGAAGUACAACUAGAAACCAAUAUGAAAAGAAUUGCAGCCUCACUGGUAAUCAAGGAAAUGUAAAUUAAAAUAAUAAAACACUGUUUUAUACCUCUCAAACUAGAAAAUAAUAAAGCUGUAUCAACCAAUGCACUCUGGGUUGUGGGGUAGCAGGUAUAAUUAUUUAUUAUAAAUUUAUAAUCCCUUUACAGGACAGCUUGACAGGAGCCAUAAAAAUAAAUCGAUCUUUUGACUUAGGAACUAAUCUUGGGAAUUUAUCCUUAAAAAGAAUUCAAAAGAAGGAAAAGUAGUAAGUGGUCAGUAGUAAGUGAUUUCUUUAUAGCCAUUUAUAGAAAAGUGGUGAAAAAUUGGAAACAACCCAGAAGUUUGUUGUAGGAAUUUGAUCAAUAUGUGGCACGUAUGUGCAACUAAGUAUGAUAAUUCAGAUGGCUGGAAACAUGGAAAUGUUCAUAAAACCUUUGUAUGAAAAAAGUACACACACUUGUACUUAUUACGGCUAAAAUCAUGAUCAGCUACGAACAUACAUGUGGAUAAAUUCUGAAAUUUAAUACUCGUUGGAAAUGAUUCCUCUAUUAGAGUGGUAGCAUAAAUGAAACUAGUAUAAAUAAAGAAAAAUGGUAUUUGUCAUAUUUAAACUUAUGUGAUAUUUGAAAAAAUAGAUUCUAUAAGGAGUACUUGUAAAAGUUGUAGAAUUUUGUAAAAAUGCGUUAGAUUUUGCUACUACUUUAGAAAUUAUAAUUCCAUUCAUUUUUUUAUGUCUUUACAAUCAGUGUUCUUUGCUCCUAACUUUCCUAUUUAGCUCUCACAUUUAAAGUUUCGGUGUCAUUACCUUGGCCUCUGAGGAUGUUUGAAAAUAUGCAAUGCUAUAUAUUUUCUGCUCUUUAGUACUUCCCAUUCUUUUGAUCUAAUAUGUAACUUGAUAGAACCUGCAUAGCAGAAAAAAUGCUUAACUCCUUUUUUUGGCCUCUUCUGUUUUAUAAACUGACCUUUGGUACGAGAUUUCUGACGUUCUCAGCAUCAGGUGAUCUGUCUUCUUGCAGCGGUGUCUGGAAGCAGCAGCCGUAGCCCACUGGCAAGAGUGUCUGUGAAGUCUCCAACUCAGAGUCUCCGCCUUGGCUUGUCCCGAUUAGCAC